This is a messenger RNA of Chroicocephalus ridibundus (black-headed gull), 2011 nucleotides long. It is a transcript of the gene DIRAS1, whose product is annotated as DIRAS family GTPase 1. Gene Ontology annotation, biological process: signal transduction. The transcript is spliced from 3 exons. Gene Ontology annotation, cellular component: plasma membrane. The record is from RefSeq and is a predicted model, not a curated record. Gene Ontology annotation, molecular function: GDP binding; GTP binding; GTPase activity. NCBI's taxonomy places the organism in Eukaryota, Metazoa, Chordata, Aves, Charadriiformes, Laridae. The coding region runs from base 1 to 807 and encodes 268 amino acids.
AUGUGGUGUCCUGUUGAUCUGCGUAGCCGGCCCCUUCCCUCCUUCCCCUUGGCCCCAUUGCAGAAACCGUGGCUGGGAGUCUGCUGCCUUCGCUCUCAGGCUCUGAGAAGGCAGCUCGUGCUGGGCAGCAUCGCUCCCAUCGGGUGUUUCUCGGUGCUGGUGGUCGCCCCGGACAGGGGGGAUGAGCGGCGGCAGCAUCUCUGGGGCAAGAUGCCGGAGCAGAGCAACGACUACCGGGUGGUGGUGUUUGGCGCCGGCGGUGUGGGCAAGAGCUCGCUGGUGCUGCGCUUCGUGAAGGGGACCUUCCGGGACACCUACAUCCCCACCAUCGAGGACACCUACCGCCAGGUCAUCAGCUGCGACAAGAGCGUCUGCACCCUGCAGAUCACCGACACCACGGGCAGCCACCAGUUCCCGGCCAUGCAGCGCCUCUCCAUCUCCAAGGGCCAUGCCUUCAUCCUGGUCUUCUCCGUCACCAGCAAGCAGUCCCUGGAGGAGCUGAAGCCCAUCUACCAGCAGAUCGUGCAGAUCAAGGGCAGCGUGGAGAGCAUCCCCAUCAUGCUGGUGGGCAACAAGUGCGACGAGACCCAGCGGGAGGUGGAGAGCAGGGAGGGGGAGGCCAUGGCCAAGGAGUGGAAAUGCGCCUUCAUGGAGACCUCGGCCAAGAUGAACUACAACGUCAAGGAGCUCUUCCAGGAGCUGCUGAACCUGGAGAAGAGGAGGAACGUCAGCCUCACCAUCGACGGGAAGCGCUCCAGCAAGCAGAAGAGGACAGACAAAAUCAAGGGGAAGUGCAGCAUCAUGUAGAGCCCCGGACUGGCCCGCACCCCCCUCCCCGGUCCCCCCCUCUCCCCCUCCCACGACUGGACGUGGCAUCGCAGCGGGGCCGUCCCCUUGUCCUCCCGUGCCAUCACUGUGACUCUGCGGGGACGCCGCGGCACGCGGGGCAUGCGUCGGAAGACGGGGCAUCCCGCCGAGCCCGGGGGUGCACAACCGCCCCGUGCCCGGCACAGCGGGACGGGGGACACGCGGCCGGGCACCGCUGGGGAGCACACGGACAGGCACCCCCCGCCCCCGCAACACACACACAUUCUGCAGCACAACCAGCGGCACCGGCCGGUCCCCAUCCCCUCCCCGGCGGGGGACCCCGCGUCGGUCCUCGUGGGUGGGAAGGACGGUGUGAUGUGGGGGCGUCGGUGUCACCCUUGGGGACGGUCACACGCAUCCCAGGCCCUCCCCGCGCCCCCGUCCCCACGCCAUAGCGCUCUGCUCCUGCAGGCAGAGACCCCGGGGUGGGAGCAGCCCCCGCACGGUCCCCGCUGCCCCCGAGCCCCGUGCUGGCACCGUGGCCCCCGCCAUGUCCCCGAGCCCCCAGCCCCGUCCCGGUGCCGCAGCCGGAGCCGCCAGCCCAAGCACAAAGCAUCGGGUCCGAGGGAGGUCCUGACCCAGCACAAUCCUGGUGAGCUCCGGCGGGAGACCCCCGGCCCCGCAGCCGGCCGGACCCCCCCGCCCCGCUGCCCCCUUCCCACGCAGGAUGAGCCCCGCUGGGCCGCGAUGCCACGGUGAUGGGCGCUGCUGCUCCCUGCCGCGGUGCCCCGCCAGCGGCCAGCGUCCCCCCCUGCUCCCGCAGAGUCCCUGCUGCGGGAUGGCCUGGUCCCACACCCCGGGGACCUCCGACAUCCCCCCCCCUCGCCCCCCCAGCUCUGGUACAGCCCUGCUUGUUCCCCCAUGGCCGGAGCGGGGUCCCUGCGAUGUCACCAGCCCCUCGUCCCAGCGGGGUUUGUCCCCUCGCUCCGGCCCCCGCUCACCCUCCGCCGCGGCCCGAGGGGGUGUCCCCAAGGGGGGUGUCCCCGAGGGGGUGUCCCCGGGCAGGCUGGGCCCCCGCGGUGCGCCCAGCUCCCCGCACCCCCGGCUUUUUACAACACGACCCGAGCGCCCAGGGGACAAGGUGACAUUACGAUGUAGCCUUUAUUCUAGAAAUAGUCUUCCUUCAAUAAAGAGAUGAGAAAUG